Molecule: messenger RNA, 4509 nt
Organism: Acinonyx jubatus (cheetah)
Lineage: Eukaryota; Metazoa; Chordata; Mammalia; Carnivora; Felidae
Gene: TNPO1
Product: transportin 1
Exons: 25
Coding region: 141-2837 (898 amino acids)
Biological process (GO): protein import into nucleus
Cellular component (GO): cytoplasm; nucleus
Molecular function (GO): nuclear import signal receptor activity; small GTPase binding
Source: RefSeq, a predicted model, not a curated record
CCCGCGGCGGGCCCCGCCCCCCGGCCAAUCGGACCAGCGCUCGUCCGAGCCCAGAUUCUCUUUGUUCCGCAGCCAUUUCAGGCCCCGGACGGGAGGCAGCGCCGCUUCGGCAGAGGGCCCGAGCGCCGGAGGCCUCUGGGAUGGUGUGGGACCGGCAAACCAAGAUGGAGUAUGAGUGGAAACCUGACGAGCAAGGGCUUCAGCAAAUCCUGCAGCUGCUGAAGGAGUCCCAGUCCCCAGACACCACCAUCCAGAGAACCGUGCAACAAAAACUGGAACAACUCAAUCAAUAUCCAGAUUUUAACAACUACCUGAUUUUUGUUCUUACAAAAUUAAAAUCUGAAGACGAACCCACAAGAUCAUUGAGUGGUCUCAUUUUGAAGAAUAAUGUGAAAGCACAUUUUCAGAACUUUCCAAAUGGUGUAACAGACUUUAUUAAGAGUGAAUGUUUAAACAAUAUUGGUGACUCCUCUCCUCUGAUUAGAGCCACUGUAGGUAUUUUGAUUACAACCAUAGCCUCCAAGGGAGAAUUGCAGAAUUGGCCUGACCUCUUACCAAAACUCUGUAGCCUGUUGGAUUCUGAAGAUUACAACACUUGUGAGGGAGCAUUUGGCGCCCUUCAGAAGAUCUGUGAAGAUUCUGCUGAGAUUUUAGAUAGUGAUGUUUUAGAUCGUCCUCUCAACAUCAUGAUCCCCAAGUUUUUACAGUUCUUCAAGCACAGUAGUCCAAAAAUAAGGUCUCACGCUGUUGCAUGUGUCAAUCAGUUUAUCAUCAGUAGGACUCAAGCUCUGAUGUUGCACAUUGAUUCUUUUAUCGAGAACCUCUUUGCAUUGGCUGGUGAUGAAGAACCAGAGGUACGGAAAAAUGUGUGCCGGGCACUUGUGAUGUUGCUUGAAGUUCGAAUGGAUCGCCUGCUUCCUCACAUGCAUAAUAUAGUUGAGUACAUGCUCCAGAGGACGCAAGAUCAAGAUGAAAAUGUGGCUUUGGAAGCCUGUGAAUUCUGGCUCACUUUGGCUGAGCAACCCAUAUGCAAAGAUGUACUCGUAAGGCAUCUUCCUAAAUUGAUUCCUGUGUUAGUGAAUGGCAUGAAGUACUCAGAUAUAGAUAUUAUCCUUCUUAAGGGUGAUGUUGAAGAAGAUGAAACAAUUCCUGAUAGUGAACAAGAUAUAAGGCCACGUUUUCAUCGAUCGAGGACAGUGGCUCAGCAGCACGAUGAAGAUGGAAUUGAAGAGGAAGACGAUGAUGACGAUGAAAUUGAUGAUGACGAUACAAUUUCUGACUGGAAUCUAAGAAAAUGUUCUGCUGCUGCCCUAGAUGUUCUUGCAAAUGUGUAUCGUGAUGAGCUUUUGCCACAUAUUUUGCCCCUUUUGAAAGAAUUACUUUUUCAUCAUGAAUGGGUUGUUAAAGAAUCUGGCAUCUUGGUUUUAGGAGCAAUUGCUGAAGGUUGCAUGCAAGGCAUGAUUCCAUACUUACCUGAGCUCAUUCCUCACCUUAUUCAGUGCCUCUCUGAUAAAAAGGCUCUUGUGCGUUCAAUAACGUGCUGGACUCUUAGCCGCUAUGCACAUUGGGUAGUCAGCCAGCCCCCCGAUACGUACCUGAAGCCAUUAAUGACAGAAUUGCUAAAGCGAAUCCUGGACAGCAACAAGAGAGUACAAGAAGCUGCCUGCAGUGCCUUUGCUACCCUAGAAGAGGAGGCUUGUACGGAACUUGUUCCUUACCUUGCUUAUAUACUUGAUACCCUGGUCUUCGCGUUUAGUAAAUACCAGCAUAAGAACUUGCUCAUUCUUUAUGAUGCCAUAGGAACUUUAGCAGAUUCAGUAGGACAUCAUUUAAACAAACCAGAAUAUAUUCAGAUGCUAAUGCCUCCACUGAUCCAGAAAUGGAACAUGUUAAAGGAUGAAGAUAAAGAUCUCUUCCCUUUACUAGAGUGCCUAUCUUCAGUUGCCACAGCCCUGCAGUCUGGUUUCCUUCCAUACUGUGAACCUGUGUACCAGCGUUGUGUGAACCUCGUACAGAAGACUCUUGCACAAGCCAUGCUGAACAAUGCUCAACCAGAUCAGUAUGAGGCUCCAGAUAAAGAUUUUAUGAUAGUGGCUCUUGAUUUACUCAGUGGCCUGGCUGAAGGACUUGGAGGCAACAUUGAACAGCUGGUAGCCCGAAGUAACAUUCUAACACUAAUGUAUCAGUGCAUGCAGGAUAAAAUGCCAGAAGUUCGACAGAGUUCCUUCGCUCUCUUAGGUGACCUGACGAAAGCUUGCUUUCAGCAUGUUAAGCCUUGUAUAGCUGAUUUCAUGCCUAUACUGGGAACCAACCUAAAUCCAGAGUUCAUUUCAGUCUGCAAUAAUGCCACAUGGGCAAUUGGAGAAAUCUCCAUUCAAAUGGGUAUAGAGAUGCAGCCUUAUAUUCCUAUGGUGUUGCACCAGCUUGUAGAAAUCAUUAACAGACCCAACACACCAAAGACGUUGUUAGAGAAUACAGCAAUAACAAUUGGUCGUCUUGGUUACGUUUGUCCUCAAGAGGUGGCCCCCAUGCUACAGCAGUUUAUAAGACCCUGGUGCACUUCUCUGAGAAACAUAAGGGACAAUGAGGAAAAGGAUUCAGCAUUUCGUGGGAUUUGUACCAUGAUCAGUGUGAAUCCCAGUGGAGUAAUCCAAGAUUUUAUAUUUUUUUGUGAUGCUGUUGCAUCGUGGAUUAACCCAAAAGAUGAUCUGAGAGACAUGUUCUGUAAGAUCCUUCAUGGAUUUAAAAAUCAAGUUGGGGAUGAAAAUUGGAGGCGUUUCUCUGACCAGUUUCCGCUUCCCUUAAAAGAGCGUCUUGCAGCUUUUUAUGGUGUUUAAUCUCAUACACUUAAGCUGCAGUCCCAUAAUUAGGGGUCCUUCAGUCUUGGAGACUAUGAGGGAGCCUCUGCACCCAGGGAAAAUGUUACCCUUUACAGGGGGGAAGGGUAAACCAGUAGGGAAUACAGUACAAUCCCAACCCUACUGGGAGGGGCGGGAGGGAGGUGUUGCCGUCACUGUAUUAAGUCGAUGUUGGGAAACGUUUUAACAUCUGGAGCCUUUGUGGGUGGAAAUCUGUCUCCAAUUACAACUCCGCACUGGAUGUGAAGAAGCAAAAACAAAAAACAAAACAAAACAAAAAACAAAACCUAUUCAGUCUACUCACAAAACAGUACAUCCUGGAAUAUUAUGGGGAAUUGUACCAAAACAAGAACCACAUAAAUGAUGCAUAGGGAUAAGAAAGAGGAAAAAUUCUAUAGCGCACAAUAAAGGAAACCUAAGAAUGGGGUUACAAACAGUAAAGAAGCUUUUUUUUUUUUUCUUAAUUUAAAGAUUUUUAUAAAUUUUCCCACAUGAUGGGGCCUUGUUUUUGCAUGCUGAUGAAGAACUACACAAAUGAAGCUAAUAGAAUUAAAAUCAGCUUGCCUACCCAUAGUAGAAGCAGGUUCUUGGAAGUUACAAUUUAAGGUACCCCAAAAAAGUUGGAAAUAAAACCAAGCAAAUUUAAACAAUGAAGCACCCUGUGAAAUGCCAAAUGAGUCACUCCUUUUACCUUUGUGGGAUGGGCAGGGAGGGAGGAAUAAAUGGGGUUGGGCAUAUCAAACUAAAGAUUGACAUCUUGAUUUUGCAUUAAAACAUUAAUGUAGUGGAUAUAAUUUGAUGGUUGUACUUCAUUAGAUUUAAUUUCUAGGCCAAGACGUUCUUUUUAAAGUGCAGUUUAAGGUUCAGGCAUGCAUUCUGGCUCAUAGUGAUUGAAAGUACUUUAAAUUAGUGGGGAAGUAGCAUGCUUGCAUCACAUAGAGUGAGAUUGGUAUUCAUUUACCUCUGGUGCGCCAGUGUGUGUUGCAGUUUACCAAUUCAAUAUAGCCCUGCAUUUAAAAUUCCUUUUUAAGAUUUGUGGAUUUUUUAUUUUUAUUAAGAAUAUAGAUAUAAACUACUGUAGUUUACAGCUAGGCCUUGAAAUAUCUUUUUAGGAUCUUGUUAGGAGUAAGAUUGAUAUUGUAUUGUGUGUAACCUGCACAAUGUGGAAAGCUGAUAUACCUGUGCAAAAUCUUUGCCUCCGUGCUGUCAGUGUGAUGUGCUUUCUGCAUGGUUAUAUACUACUAGUGAUUUUAUCAAAACUUCUAAAACAUAAAAUACAUGGUAAAAGAUCUGUAAGAGGCUGCAUAAAUGUUAGUUGGCACAUAAAGACAAUUGUAGAAGUUGAAAGACAUGAUUGCUAUAUCUCAAUGUUUAUUCCCACUCAGCAUAUUGCCUUCUAAGCUUUCUUUUUUUGUUCAAAGCAUGAUCUUAAAGAUGUUUAAGUUAAUGGAUGUAAUGCAGGGUUCCUACACUGUAUUGGCGCAUGUUGGUGGCCCUCUGUGCCCUAGACAGAUGCACACAGGGUGCAAGUAAAAAGCUACAGAGUGAAAGUUGGUUUGGAUCCUCUUCAUUUCAUUUGUUUAGCUUUUCUGUUAUUUUUCUCUACUUACAUGUAUUCCUGUGAAUAAAUCCUUGUUAAGUUAACCCUUUA